AUGUCGACGCCGUCCGGUCAGUCGCCCACGCUGCAUGAGCUGAAAAUCGAUCCCUAUCUCUCUGCACCUUCGGAUCCCGAAGAAAGUGACUUUCAUGCCAGCGCUAUUCGCUUAACUGCUGCCGGUGGGAGUCCGAAUCACAGUUCGCCGAAUGGAAGUCGGCGCCCGUCGGUCCAGUCACAGACUCACUUAUUUCGCGGAAAUGGCCAUAUGCCGUCGAAGCCGAUCUCGUAUCUUGCGCCGUCGGAUAUUGAGCUGGUAAAUGGCUCUGAUACUUGGCAAACCGAAGCCACCUCAUCCUUCAAUAGUGGCCCAAAGGCUCCAGAAGGAAAUAUGCGAUGGGUAUCGGGUGUAGACGUGAAUACCUCGCAGUGGCUCAGCACAGAUAACGCGAUGCCGAGUCCGACAUCUACAUCGGGCAGUCUGACUGUCCCCAGUAGUGCCGCCACCAUGCGUGAAUCUUUCGCGAGGUCUCAGCCAGGCCUCGGUAUCUCUAAUUCGACAUGCGUUCUGCCUGAACUCACUAUUUCGACCAAUUACCAGUUAGAAGAUGAUUUGAUCUCGCCUUCGACAAGAGGAAGAAGCCCUAUCGUCACCGUGAGUAAAGUGUCGCGCGGAGAUUCUCCCGUUGUCCACCAAAGACGGCCAAGUAGGUCAACCGCGCAUCUCUCUCCUGGAGACAUGUCUAGUGAAUCUGGUCAUGAAGACGAUCUUAGCGAUGUGCGAUCGGUCGGCUCACUCUCUGUGGCACGAACCCAUAAUGGCAAAUGGAUCCCCAAUUCCACAACUGGUCAUAGAGGUCUCGAUCCGGUAUACCGUGGAGAUGAACUUGUGCCGAGCCCGAAUGAUCUACAAGACCAGCGCGAGCGCGACAAGAAGAACGAAUCUAUUUCCAUCUGGACCGAAUCCGUGAGCGAGGCCAGCAAUGGCGUGGCUGAUGAGCCUCCUUUAUCUCGAUUGAAAUCUCCGGCGACUAGGACGCGCCGAGCCCGAAGUACUGGGGAUCGUCCCUUUCAGCAGGAGGACUAUUUCAACUUACAGUUCACCUCUACCAAUCGACCGGUUCUGGGACCUGGAGUCAAGGUCUAUGAGAGCAGUGAGGAUGAAGCUAGUGAAGCAUCCAAUGAGAAUGAAAGUAUUCGUGCCGAGUCUCCUGUCGCUGAUGCCACUCAAAUCGACCAGAACGAUUGCCGAACACCUGAGAUUUGUGAUUCACUUGAACAGACGGACUCCCGUGGGAACUUCUGUCUUUAUCCAUGGCAAGACAUUCCAUGCGACUCAACCCCAAGGACAGAAGUGAUGCAACCAGGAACUUCCAGCGCCGCCAUGGUGGCCUUUGAGAAGCGUGCGCGCGACCUCGAGACGGCAUCAUUAACGGCAACUAUUGACAACAACAGUAUCAUUAAUUUCGGGAUGACUUUCGACAGACUAUCCAUAAAAGAUCAACCCAAAACCAAGGAGAGACGGAGUAAUAGUCUUCUGAGACGUCCUUUCUUCCAGCAAGCGUCCUCAAAACUCAAGCGUCAAGCGUCUGAUCUUUCUAUUUCCACCGCCCACACUGCUGCUCAACCAUCUCCUCAAGAGCCUCGGCGUAAGGACAGCGGCUCACAUCGUCACAGGUUGAGCUUGUCGUCUAGAUCUCCUAGAUCGCAUAAACACACGCGCUCUCCUAGCCUGACAAAUGCUCUCAUGUCUAUGUCAGGUCAAAUGGCGGCCAUUGGAGGCAGUCAUUCAGUUCGUGCCGUAUCACCCAAUCCAGAAGCGAGCCCUGUGAAUGUCCCCAAGAACCGUGUCCGAAGCCGAAGCGAAGUUCCGCGACCUGUCACGCCGGGCUUGAUGGAUCUCAUGACCACCCAUGGUGGGCCCCCAGUCGCUGGUCUAUAUCGGUCUCCCAUGCCGGAGAUGGGACCUGAGCCAAGAAGUGCAGCUCCAAGACCCAACACCGCUGGCGCGGAAGUUGAAGACGAAAUCGACAUGAUCGACGGCAGGAGUUAUGUGAUGGACUUCCCACCUGUCUCUAGCCUACCAGUGCCUACUUUUGAAGGGUUUAGGGCGCAGAUCAUGCAACUUAAUCCACAGCUCGAACCUGCUCUGAUCCAUAGGUUUGCACAGGCACAAGUGCGUCGUUAUAGAAAUCUGGUAGAACUGCAACAGAAGCACUUGGUUGCCGUUGCCAAUCGCUCGUGCAAGGCGGGCAAAUUUUGCUUUGCUCUAGGAGGCGAGGCGUUCUGGCCACCACAUCGCCCUGCCGACACCGAGGCUGGACGAACCCAUUUCCGGGUUGCUGACCACAGCACUAGCCACAGCCGCGAUCAGCCUUAUAUUUUAGGCGAGGGAGCUAUUGCUGCAGCUCAUUUCCCGCCUGGUGUACCUCUUCCACCUGUCGACCGCCUACCCGCCGAGUUCGAGUGCCCGAUUUGCUUUGAAGUCAAGAAGUUCCACAAGCCAUCUGACUGGUCCAAGCACGUUCAUGAAGACACGCAGCCCUUCACGUGUAGCUUCCCCGAGUGUAAUGAACCUAAAUCAUUCAAGCGCAAGGCAGAUUGGGUUCGACACGAGAAUGAGCGACAUCGACAACUUGAGUGGUGGACCUGCUCCAAUUUCGAGUGCCACCACACCUGUUAUCGCAAGGACAACUUCGUUCAGCACCUAGUGCGAGAGCAUAAGAUGCCCGACCCAAAGGCAAAGAAGACCAAGGGAUCAGCAGACGCAGGCGACGGUUUAUCUGACAGCAUGCGUGAACAGGAACUCAGUCGGCUCUGGAAAAUAGUUGACGAGUGUCACCAUGAAACAGAAAACACCUUGCGUCACGAACCCUGUCGUUUCUGCGGGAACAUCUGUGGAUCCUGGAAAAAGCUAACGGUGCACCUGGGGAAACACAUGGAACAACUGGCCAUGCCAGUACUGGAACUUGCCAAACAAAGUUGUGCGGCGCCGCCGAACCUGGCCCACCAGGUGGGCAAGGCUGGCAGAUCCACCGAAACACAAGCCCCCCUCGCAGCACAGACACCAGUUCACGCGCAACACGAUUGCUCUGGAACGCCAGCCCAUCUCGCACGGCCACAGCCACCGCCACAGUGUCCAACCAGCAAUGCUCGCACGCCGGCUCGGCAUCCGUUCUCCUAUGAGAUUCCUCUGCUCAAUUACCCGUCUAUCUCAGGCGGCGAACUAUCCAUGGAGCCGGAGUCGAUAACCGAGUCUGUCCAGCCCGGCGAUCCUCAAUUCGCAGGUGCAGGAUACAUGAACCAUUUCGAUCAAGGCGCGCUCCACGCGCAAGCCCAGACCCACCCCCUGCAUCAGAAUUCGGUGACGUACCCACCGCCAUACAAUGCAGUCCCGCGCUCAAGGACUCCCGAAGCGAACGCUGCCAUGCUGCCGCACUCGUAUUCCCUCAGUUCCCAUCUUCAGGGCUCGCUCUACCCCGCCACGGGCUAUCCGGCAUACCAGCCUGUGGCUCCCAAUCCGCAUACACCACGGGGCCCUAUGACUCCAGCUACUCCAGCUAUUCCUCUCAGAUGUGAUUGA
Penicillium maclennaniae is the source of this 3525-nucleotide messenger RNA. RefSeq names its product putative C2H2 finger domain protein. Lineage: Eukaryota; Fungi; Ascomycota; Eurotiomycetes; Eurotiales; Aspergillaceae. The coding region runs from base 1 to 3525 and encodes 1174 amino acids. The record is from RefSeq and is a predicted model, not a curated record. The transcript has a single exon.